CAUGGAAAAUGGGUAGUGUAAUCAUGGAAAUGGUUGUAACAUAACCAUGUAAAUGUAUGUAGUGUAACCAUGGAAACGGGCGUAGCAUAACCAAGCAGUGAGUGUAGCCACUGAUCCGUGUAGUUUGUUUGUAUGUAUAGUAGCUGUUUAUCAAUCAGUCCAUGUUAUAAUUAUAUUUCUAUCACACGGCUGAUGAGAGCUGGUCAGUAUGAACAGACCUGCACUAGACCUGAUUUCAUACUCAAACUCUACAUCACUUUAACUAGGGCUGGGUUUUGGGUGUUUGGGGGAGGGGCAUGCCCCCCAUGUCCGGUGGAAACGCUGUGUAUGUGGUGUGUAUGGGUGUAUGUGGUGCGAUUCGUCUGGUGGAGUAUUCCAGUAGCGAGUAGAGUCGUGUAUCUGCUGCUAAAUCGUGAGAGAAACAUCUGGGCCUCAGCUGCAGCGCUCCAUUCCUCAGCCCAACCCCAGGGCUUUUUUUAGACUCAGACCAUGAGACUGGAACGCUCCUCCACUGGCUUCUGGACUUCCUCAGCAGUGCGGCAGGGCUGAGACGGGGUGUAGAGUUAAAUGGCGGUUACACUCAGGCAGUGACAGACACACCCUCAGCUCUCAGACGGCCCUUUAACCUUUACCAGGAUGCACGCCAUUCAGGUGGACUCAGUGCAGCGCUGGAUGGAAGAUCUGCGUCACAUGACGGAGGUGGAGUGUAUGUGUGUUCUGCAGUCGAAGCCCAUCGGAGUGGACGAGGACUCUCCGGGCGAGCUCAUCGUGUCCGGCGUGGGCGCCACCGGCGAUCACGUGACCCGCGACAAUCUGCAGACGCUCCUGAAGAGGGCGCUGGUGGUCAGCACUGAGCUGGGGAAGAUGUUCCAGAGGCUGGAGCGAGGCCGCUGGCAGCGCGUCCACGGCACGGCCGUCAGGGCCAACUGCCACGUCCGCUCACUAGUGCACGAGUAUAGCGCUGCCCGGGGCACGCCCGCACACAUGCAGAAGUAUGAAACAGCCCUGCUGGAGAAGUGCAUGGAGCUCACUGUUAUUACUGAGAGGUGCCUUCACACUGAUGAUGAGUAUUUCCUGAAGUCAAUGAAGGAGGCCAUUCACGAAAUCCUCACCGACGUCAGUGACUCCUUCAGCCAAAUGAUUGACAUGGCCCUAGCCAAUGAAAUACAAAUCCUGAUCAAGCAGGUUGAAGAAUCAGACGACGUGUUCGUCAUUGAAAACGCCAUCAGCAACCUGCUGUCUCUCACUCAGGAUGGACCACAGCUGUGCAGCAUCAUUGCCAAGGAAGGAGCUGUGGUGGCUCUGCUGAAGAUCUGCAGGCAGGACUGCUUCAGCAGCCUUUACGCUCAUGCGCUGAGGACCGUGGCCUCCAUCUGCUGUGUGGAGGAAGGCAUCACCCAACUGGAAAAGGUGGACGGUGUCCUGUGUCUCGCUGAUAUCCUGACGGACGAGGCGUGUGCAGAAGCAGCUCGAGCUGAAGCAGCGGCGGUCGUGGCUCAGAUCACUUCUCCUCACCACACGUCCACUCAGCACCUGGCCAGCUUUCUGGAGAGCAUGCAGGACAUCGUCACUGCCCUCAUCAAGCUGUGUGAGAGCGCCUCGUGUGGAGAAGUGUUCCUCUUAGCUUCCGCUGCCCUGGCUAACAUCACCUUCUUCGACAGCAUGGCGUGUGAGAUCCUGCUGCAGCUCAACGCUGUUCACAUUCUCCUCCAGGCCUGCAGGGACCGCCAGCGAGUCGACACGCCGUACUCGAAAGACCAGGUUGUGACAAUUUUGGCAAAUCUGUCUGUUUUGGAGCAGUCCGCCUCCGAGGUCCUGCAGGAGAACGGAAUUGAGCGGCUGCUGCUGUUGUUGGGUGAGAAGCCUUCAUCCUCCAAUCCAUCAGAGGGCGCUGCAUGUGAGCGGGUUCAGCAGAAGGCUGCCGUCACGCUGGCUCGUCUCAGCAGAGACCCGGAUGUCGCACAGGCUGCCAUUGAGCUUCAAGCUGUGCCGCGUCUCAUUGAGCUGUGCCGCUCUCCGGCCGAGAGGAACAACAGCGACUCUGUGCUGGUCGCCUGUCUGGCUGCUCUGAGGCGACUGGCCGCUGGUUGUCCAGACAGCAUCGCUCCAUCUGACCAUCAGCAGCUCAUUAAGCCAAGACUGGUCGACUCGUUUCUGCUCUGCUCCAACAUGGAGGAAAGCUUCGUCUGAGUGA
Messenger RNA from Colossoma macropomum (tambaqui), 2194 nucleotides. RefSeq names its product protein inscuteable homolog (gene insc). Gene Ontology annotation, biological process: apical protein localization; establishment of mitotic spindle orientation; regulation of asymmetric cell division. Lineage: Eukaryota; Metazoa; Chordata; Actinopteri; Characiformes; Serrasalmidae. Gene Ontology annotation, cellular component: apical cortex. The transcript is spliced from 12 exons. The coding region runs from base 637 to 2190 and encodes 517 amino acids. The record is from RefSeq and is a predicted model, not a curated record. Gene Ontology annotation, molecular function: cytoskeletal adaptor activity; protein binding.